Coregonus clupeaformis (lake whitefish) is the source of this 5907-nucleotide messenger RNA. RefSeq names its product 3-ketodihydrosphingosine reductase. Gene Ontology annotation, molecular function: 3-dehydrosphinganine reductase activity. Lineage: Eukaryota; Metazoa; Chordata; Actinopteri; Salmoniformes; Salmonidae. The record is from RefSeq and is a predicted model, not a curated record. The transcript is spliced from 10 exons. Gene Ontology annotation, biological process: sphingolipid biosynthetic process. Bases 2265 to 3344 code for a protein of 359 amino acids. Gene Ontology annotation, cellular component: endoplasmic reticulum membrane.
UUCUCUUUAUUUUCAACUUUCCAUUUCGCAGUUUUUUUCUUGUUGAAUUAAACUCCUACAUUGUCCUUUUUGCCUCAGUGGAUCGACGUUAACUUUUUCUGCCCAUUCCCAAAAGCGAUUGGCUGUAGGCUGUUUGUCCAUUAUACUCAGGAGCACCUCUUGGUUCCAAAUCCACAGAGUUUCCUACCCAAGGAGUGUCGUUGCUCAUUCUGCGGCCCUUAAAGAGUGGGCAAUCAGCUUAAAUCCAAUCCGUUUUUCAUAUUAAACAUAGGCCUACAUAUUGCACCGUAGAUACUGUAAUUUCCUGUACAUUGGGUGGCAGUAAAAGGGGGGUCCUUUAUACUCAGGAGCACUUCUAGUUUCCAAAUCUACAGAGUUUACACCCAGAGGAGCAUAGCUGCUGAUUUUGCUGCCCUUAAAGAGUGGCCAAUACAAUAAGCUUAAAUACAAUCAUAUUUUCAUAUUAGACAUACAGUACAUAUUGCAGAUUAUAAAAUGUUCUGUACGUUGUGUCACAGUAAAAGUGGGAUCCAUUCUACUCAAGAGCACUUCUAGUUUUCAAAUCCACAGUUUACACCCCAAGGAGCAUUGCUGCUCAUUCUGUGACCCUUUAAGAGUGGCCAGUCAGUUGAAAUACAGUACGUUUUUCAUAUUGGACAUACAUAUUGCAACAUACACAAUUAUCUGUACAAAACAGAUUAGUUUGAACAAAAAGCUAGGUCAUAGGAAGAGUGGCCAGUCAGCUGAAAUACAGUACGUUUUUCAUUUUGGACAUUCAUAUUGCAACAUACACAAUUAUCUGUACAAAGCAGAUUAGUUUGAACAAAAAGCUAGGUCAUAGGAAGUGUUGCUGUACAUCUACUAUGGUCAAACAACUUAAGGUGUGGUGCCUGGACACUAUAUGGCACUGUACAGGAUUGUUUGUGUCCAUAAAACCAGGGUCUAGUCUGCACUUUUGUACUGUCGCUUUAACUCUCUGAUGACUUACUAAUUCAGGACUAUAUCUUUAUUACGAAACAAUAAAUUAACUAUUUUAGCUUAUGCUUUGUUCGCUUCCAGUGAGAACUCAAAUGCCAAUCUAUGCCAGACUUGCCCUAUAAUGGAGGUGACAAAUUCUGACUAUUAGCAGGUGAUUAGGUGCGAAGCUUAAGAGAAACAAAGGUAACAAUGUGAUCAGAUCGAGUGUUAACUGACUGGCAUACCUGUAAAUGACCUACAUUAUCCUAAUGAUGAGAAUGCUGCAGCCUUUAUUAAUUUAAAUGUGCCAGCCUUACGUGCCAAAACGUGCGUCAGGUCAAGUGUUUUGGCAAGACAAAUAAAAUAUUUUUUGAGGCAGUAUCGUAGUAAGAUCAUGUUGCUACAGGUUAGUAUCACCCCAUAAUCAAAUAUUUAUUUAAAUGACGUGGAAACAAUGUUGAAUCACAACCUGAUUCAACCAGUUUAUGCCCAGUGGGCUCACUCAGCCCAUGAGAUGAAUAGGAUCUUGCAUAUAAUUUGAAACUUCUGUUUUUAAUAUUGAUGAUCAAUUUCACGAAAGUAAUUGAUUAAUUAACUUAAUCGUGAUAUUUGUUAUGAAUAAAGUAUGUUUUUUAAAAACCAAAUUGCAUCUUCAAACAUAUUGUUUGUUUGUUUGUAGAAUGAGCAGCGACGCUCCUCGGAGUGUAAACGCUGUGGAUUUGGAACCUACAAAUGUUCCUGAGUAGAAUCGACUCCCCUUUUACUGCGACACAACGUACGGUGCAAUAAAUGACAGGAGUACACACAUAAAAAACAAACAUUGUUGAACAUUUAGGCUUGAAAAAAUAAGAAAUAAACAAACCAUAGAAAUAGCUACUUUCAAGUAUUCUUUGUAUUAUAACUAGUAUACCGUAUAUAGAUAAUUGUCCACAUUUUCCAUCAUUUCCGCCUUAUUAUUCAUUUACUAAGCAUACAGGAAGGGAAUCUUGUUUCCAAAAAUCCGUGACCCGGAAGUACUUCGUUGUUCUUGCCUGUUUCACAGCGGUUGAUUUGUUUUUGUUCAUGUUGCAGCUUGGCAGGAACAGAGCGCUAGAUCGUAGAACCAAGGUCCACCCUAUAGCUCAGUGGGUCAACCACAGCAAUUUGUCUUAGGAGAAAUCCCUCUGACUCGCUGCCAAAUAUACUGCUAGAAAACUCCUCCUCUGUAUGUUUUAUCGCAACCCUUUUGACCAGCCCCCGCGAUUCGCUCCUACUGAGUCCAAAAGCGAACGUUAGCUACCAAGCUAACCAAACUGCCAGUUUCACCCAUGUCCUAUGAGGAAGGGUUCAGUUCAACGAUCACGGAUUGGCUUUUCUUCAAUUCCUGGUGGCUCCUUUUGCCUUUGAUCAUGCUUCUAGUCGUUGUUGCAUUCAUCGUUGCCUUCGUGUUGCUGUUGUAUAUGAUAUCCCCUUUGAUUAGCCCAAAACCUCUCAAAUUAAAUGGGGCCCACGUCGUGGUCACUGGAGGCUCCAGUGGAAUAGGGAAAAGCAUUGCUAUGGAGUGCUACAGACAAGGAGCCUUCAUCACACUAGUGGCAAGAGACGAAAGUAAAUUGGUUCAAGCGAAAAAAGAAGUAGAGAAAUGUGCGAUUAAUGACAAGCAGGUUGUGCUCUGCAUAUCAGUUGACGUGUCCAAGGACUACAGACAGGUGGAAAGUGUGAUUAAGCAGUGUCAAGAGAAGCUUGGGCCGGUGGACAUGCUGGUGAACUGUGCUGGGACGUCCUUCUCUGGGAAGUUUGAGGAGGUGGAGGUGGAGCGCUUCAGAAGUCUGAUGGAGGUGAACUACCUGGGCAGUGUGUAUCCCACACGGGCCGUAAUCACCACUAUGAAGGAGCGGAGGAUGGGACGCAUCAUGUUUGUCUCCUCCCAGGCUGGCCAGAUUGGCCUGUUCGGCUACACUGCCUACUCCCCGUCCAAGUUCGCCCUUCGCGGCCUGGCUGAGUCUCUGCAGAUGGAAAUGAAGCCAUAUAAUAUCUAUGUGACAAUUGCCUACCCCCCUGACACUGACACUCCAGGACUAGCAGAGGAGAAUAGGACAAAGCCUUUAGAGACUAGGCUGAUCUCCGAGACAUCUGGGGUGACUCAGCCGGAGCAGGUUGCUAAAAUCGUGGUCAAGGAUGCUGUGCAGGGGAACUUCAACAGCUCUGUGGGGCCUGACGGCUACAUGCUCUCAGCUCUCACCUGUGGAAUGUCACCUGUCACCUCCAUAACAGAGGGCCUCCAGCAGAUUGUGACCAUGGGGCUGUUCCGGACCAUUGCUCUGUUCUACCUGGGGAGUUUCGACAGCAUUGUGCGUCGCUGUAUGAUCGAGAGGGAGCAGUCCAAAGCAGUGGACAAGAGGGAGUAACACACCCACCCAACCUCCUCAUACACCCCCCACCCCCCACCUCUCCAUCCUCCCCGAGUCAUAGCCACUGAAAAACCCCACCGAGCCACCGCUCCUCUGGCCCCCCCCUUCUUCCCCUAGAGGGCACAACCCUGGGUAUGCCAAAUGGCCAGACAUCUCAUGCACCAGUGAUAAUAUUUAACUAAAGAAGAUGGCGGAUGUCAUUUCCACUUGACCUGUGAUGUAACACAUAACAUUCUUGGCAGCCAUUUUGUUUGUCUAUUUUUUCAUCAUUCCAGUGAUAUUGUUUACUCGUGCGCUGUGAAAUGUUUUAAUUGUAACUGUCCACUUGAUUCUAUUGUUUAGUCUGCUUUACUCAAGGGUCUAUGAGGGCAGUCUAAACACCACUACUAGCCUGCUGUAGGCCUAGUCAACACCUGACACUUUAGCCUACAUUUGGGGCUCCCUGCCCUACUUGUUUUUUCUUCCAUGCAGAGAGGAAAGUAAGGGAUAGCCAGUCUGACAGGUUAUGUCAGCAUGUUGACCUGCAAUUCCUUUACCAAGAGUCUGAGAAAAUACCAACGCAAACAGACCGUUCUGAGUAAGCUAGCUUUAUAACCUUAAACUUUAUCUUCACCAAAUGUGUUCUGUUCCGCCUUCCAAAGCUUUUUUCUUUUGCAGGCAAAGCUUUAUUCACUCUGUUUUACCCUGUGCCCCUCCGUGUGCUGUCUAUGUAGCGUGGUGUUUUGGCCCGUGCUGUGAAUGCAUUAACUAAACUUAGAGGUUAUUUUGCAUUACUUAACAGUAAUGAGAGAGGGCAUAGCAAGAGGGCAAUGCAAAAAUUUAAUUUGCUUCCUGGAAAUGAUCAUCCAAGGCAUUUUCAGGUAGAGAGAUUGUAUGUGCAAGUACAAAUGAAUUUGUGUGUGCUGUGCAUGUAGCCGAUUGGAGAGAUUUUAAUGCAGUGUUGUGUUACAAUAUGUUUGAAUGACUGUACACUGACCAAGCCUACUCCAGGGAGAGCGAAAAGCCAUUGGACACUGGUGGUGGCUGGGAAAAAAGAAGAACCUCCUCUGUAAUGUAUUCCUCUUAUUUGCCUGUCACUUUCAUGUCAUCUUAUUUGUGUUUCUUACCUGAGGUAGAAGCAGCAUGUAAAAGGUCAGCAUGGGACAGUCAUACGAUGUAGUACAAGAACAAAUCCACUAACAGCUGAUGCCAGACUGAUCCACUCUUUCCGGUUUUCCUAAGAGGUUGUGGGUCUUUGUGUAUGUGUGAUCUGUGCACAUGUUUUGCCACCUUAGGAUUGAUGGGGUGGUGUCAGGACAAGGCAUGGGGUGUGACUCGCAGGUUCGAGCAAAGUCCCCUUAGGCCUAGAGAGGGCGCCAGAGCUGUAUUUUAAAUAGAGGCCAAGAGAUGAAGAGGGACUGGCAAGCUCAUAUGGGAGCGCUGUGCUAUUGUAUUAUCUAAUUUGACAUUUCAUUCACAGUUACUGUGGACGUUUUCCUAUAUGUUCCUAUCUGGUUGUUAUUUGUCUCGGUAAGUAUUCACAGAUUCCUCCUGAAGUCCUCUAAAGUGGGAGAGAAAAAUGAAAACGCGAGCUCAUGCAAGUCUUCCAUCCAUCAACUAUGGGGAGAAUGUACUUAACUUUAAUACAAACCAUAGGCUACGAAACAGAAAGUAUACAUUAUUUUUAGAAAAUCCACCAAUAUUUGAAUGCCAAAAUGUAUUAAGAGACAAUUUCUGUAAAUGCAAUUCAGCUAUUUGAAAUUUAUUUUGUUUGAUGUUGCUUCUCUGUUCUAUCCUAGAAAUCGUUUGUAAUGCAGUCAAGCACUACAAUUGUGGGGACCCAUUCCAAGCCUUAAGAGAUAACUACAGAUGAUGUUAAUGCUAAAAUAAUCAAAUUCAUCCACAGAAAAAAACUUGGCUUAAGCCGCUUGUGGUUUACCAGUUCAUAUGAUAUGAUUUUUCUAUGUAAAUGCUAACUGUUUUACUGUGGUUUUUUGUUGUUAUCAAUUCCAGUUGAGUUUUUGUACAAAAAGGCCUUACUCAAACCCAAAAUAUCGAAGUGAGAAUGCAUGAUUCAACUCUGAGGUUCUCAUUUGACAUUGGUUCAAGGCACACUGUCACUGUCCAGCAAUCAGUAGCUUAAGUUCGGGUGUCUACUUGUCAUUUUGUCAUCUGUGUACAUUUUUAGCUUUCAGACUCACUCUUAUCUUGAGGUAGCAACACAUUCAUGUUGUAGUUGAUAGACAUUUGGUAUAAUAAGCUAUGUAAAUUAAGCCUAUGCUCACAAUAUGUUAAAACACUACAACCAAGUUUUUAAAUGCUCUUGUUUUCCCAUUCGUUGAUGUCGUCCAGAGAUAUUUAAAAUAUUAUAUAGAGUUUAUAAGUACAGUACUACUGAAUAUUAUCAUGAUGCAUUCCGCUUCUGUUCCCAUCUUAUUGGUUGUGUUAUGUUUUGUUUUUGCCAAACAUGUAAGAAUUUAACCUUGUGUGCCAUUGAAAAGAAAAAUGUAAGGAGUGGAACAAUGUUGCUUCGUCUUAUUUUCUUACAUGAUAAAACAAAAUAAAUAACUUUGGAAAAUGG